Molecule: messenger RNA, 204 nt
Organism: Trametes versicolor FP-101664 SS1
Lineage: Eukaryota; Fungi; Basidiomycota; Agaricomycetes; Polyporales; Polyporaceae
Exons: 2
Coding region: 1-204 (67 amino acids)
Source: RefSeq, a predicted model, not a curated record
AUGUCAAGCCUCCCUUGGCUCCCGCUAUGGACGCUCCGCAUGCAGGAUCCACCGAACUCGCAGCGGCAAGAGAUGAUUCAGCCUGUGCCCACAUUAAGAAUCAUGGGAUUCCUGCACGAUUCCUUGGAAUGCUAUAAGGCGUUGAGAGAGCAAGUCGUGCUCGCCGAGGCCGAGCUCAACGACCGGCUCGCUAUCUUCAAGUGA